AUGGCCACAGUGGUGGCAUCAGCCUUUCUUGGGAAUCUGGUGGCAGCGUGCCCAGCACCAUGCACCUGCCCAGCAGCAGGCGGUGUGGUGGACUGUGGGGGCCUCCGCCUGCUCAGCCUUCCUCCCAGGCUCCCUGACAGAGCCUGGCUCCUGGAACUGAGCCAUAAUAAUCUCAGUAGCCUACCAGUUGGCUCCUUCCAGGGCCUCUGGGGACUGCGGGUGUUACUGCUUUCUCACAAUAUCCUGCAGGAUCUGGCUGAUGGGGCCCUGGGAGGCCUCAGAUUCCUGGAACAGCUGGACCUCAGCCACAACCAACUGGCCUACCUGCCCCCAGACUUCUCAGCCACCUUGGGCACUCUGCUCCGCCUGGACCUCUCUCACAACCUGCUGGCCACCCUGGACCCCAGCAGCCUUUGCGGCCUGGGGAGCCUGGAGCAGCUUGAUCUCAGCCACAACCAGUUGACUGAGCUGGCUGCAGGUGGACUUGGGGGCCUCUUCCACCUACGCUGGCUCUCAUUAGCCAGAAAUCAACUGCAGCAGGUCAAGAGUGCCACCCUGGCCACCAUGCAGGGCUUGGAAGUCCUGUCUCUGGCUGAGAACCACAUCAAUGAGCUAGAGGCCGAGGUGUUCGCGGCCCUGAGGGCACUGGGCCUCCUCUCUCUCGUGGGCAACCAACUGCAGCACCUUGAGUUCAAGGCAGUGGUGAACAUCCGGACAGCAGGCACACGGCUGCUGCUGGCCAACAACCCCUGGAUAUGUGACUGUGACCUGCAGCGAGCCUUCGGGAAGCUGGGUCACCUGCGGCAUUUACAUGUGGCUGACCUGGACAACUUGACGUGUGCUGGGCCUGAGCGACUGGCAGGAGCGAGACUGAGUAGUGUGGAGGCCCGGCUCUGCCUGGCUGAGACGGCCACGGUGCUGGGCAUCACAGGCACCAUGCUGAUCGCUGUGGCUAUGGCUGUGGUUAUGGCCGAGCACAAGCGCAGGCAGGGCCCUGGAGAGCUGGGGAGCCCUCUGGAAAGGUGA
This is a messenger RNA of Tupaia belangeri chinensis (Chinese tree shrew), 1026 nucleotides long. RefSeq names its product slit homolog 1 protein-like. Gene Ontology annotation, molecular function: protein binding. NCBI's taxonomy places the organism in Eukaryota, Metazoa, Chordata, Mammalia, Scandentia, Tupaiidae. The transcript has a single exon. The record is from RefSeq and is a predicted model, not a curated record. The coding region runs from base 1 to 1026 and encodes 341 amino acids.